AUGGACGAUCUAUCAGUAGAAGCCAUUCACACCAACGUCGAGCUCAACGACAGGAAAAACGAAGAGUUCAUUCCCGGAACAUGUAAUAUCUACUCCAACACAUUUGACGGAAAUGAGACCGACCCCACGUCAGGCCAGCCUCUCAAAAGGAAGGGCAAUCUUAUCUUGAUUCCGCAACCCAGCGACUCGUGCAACGACCCUUUGAAUUGGUCGUUGGCCCGUAAGGCGUUGAACAUCUUUAUUCUCACCUUCAUCACCGGAUUCACUGCUGCCACCUCCAACGAUGCAGGGGCCACUCAGGAUUCGCUCAACGAGAUCUACGGGAUCGAGUACUCGUCCAUGAACACUGGUGCAGGUGUGCUUUUUGCCAGCAUCGCCAUCUCCACCUUUAUCCUCACUCCGCUGGCCUCUAUUUACGGCAGAAAACUCUCCUACUUUAUCUGUAUCACCAUGGGCAUGAUCGGUGCCAUCUGGUUUUCCAGAGCCAAAACCACCACCGACACCAUCUGGUCGCAACUAUUUGUGGGGGUAUCGGAAAGUUGUGCUGAGGCCCAUGUCCAGCUCAGUUUGACCGACUUGAGUUUUUUCCACUCUUUGGGUUCGGUUUUGACCCUCUAUAUCUUAGCCACCUCCAUCGGGACGUUUUUGGGUCCCCUCAUCGCUGGGUUCAUCGUCCAGUACACCAACUUCAGAUGGGUGGGCUACGUGGCUGCCAUCAUUUCGUUCGUGUUGCUUUUGGUGAUCGUUUUCGUCAUGGACGAAACCUAUUUCGAUAGGAGCAAGUUCAAGAACAGCGUGAUCCAGUCGUAUUCCAGUGCUGAAUCGGUGACCCACAAUGACGAGAAGCCUAAGAACGGCCAGAAAAUACAAUCUGUCGACUUCGACGACUCGGCUGACUUGCAGAGCCGGACUCAAGACUUGUCUGCUUAUGUUACCGAAGGAGCUCACGAGCCACGCAAACCAUACUGGCAAAGAAAACAGCUCAUCACCUUGGCUUCCAACGUGAAAGGGACUGGUUUCAAGCAAUAUUGCACCCAGCUUCGUAUGUUAUUCAAGGUAUUCAUGUAUCCUCCAGUAAUUUUCGGAGGGUUGGUGUGGGGGAUCCAAGAUGCCUUAUUGACGUUUUAUCUCACGGUUGAAGAUGAUAACUACUACGACGCCCCUUACAACUAUAGCAACACUGGUGUUGCGCUCAUGAAUGUGCCCACGUUAAUCGGAGCAGUCAUCGGUUGUUUCUACGCAGGUACUUUGAGUGAUUACUUUACCAUCUGGAUGGCAAAGCGUAACAAAGGUAUCCAAGAAGCCGAAUCCAGAUUGUGGUUUCUUAUUCUUCCUGGUGUUUUUGCACCAAUUGGUUUGGUGUGCUUUGGAUUGGGUACUGACCGUGACUGGCAUUGGGGAGCAACCUACUUUGCUCUUGGCUUAGUGGGUUUUGGCUUUGGUUGUUCCGGUGAUGUCAGUAUGUCGUACUUGAUGGAUGCAUACCCAGAUAUGGUUAUCGAAAUGAUGUGUGGAGUUGCUGUGAUAAAUAACACGAUUGGAUGCAUCUUCACCUUUGCGUGCUCACCAUGGCUUGAUGCCAUGGGGAUCACCAACUCCUUAAUCAUCCUUGCCGUCAUCGAAGCCAUCAUCAUGUUGUCGUGUAUUGUGUUUAUCUACUACGGUAAGAGAAUCAGAAUAUGGACUAAGCCAUGGUACUUGGAAUUUUGCGAGUCUCGUGACAAGAUUUAG
Suhomyces tanzawaensis NRRL Y-17324 is the source of this 1731-nucleotide messenger RNA. RefSeq names its product Hol1p (gene HOL1). Gene Ontology annotation, biological process: transmembrane transport. The transcript has a single exon. Gene Ontology annotation, cellular component: fungal-type vacuole. Bases 1 to 1731 code for a protein of 576 amino acids. Lineage: Eukaryota; Fungi; Ascomycota; Pichiomycetes; Serinales; Debaryomycetaceae. The record is from RefSeq and is a predicted model, not a curated record. Gene Ontology annotation, molecular function: transmembrane transporter activity.